CCUGGCCUCCAAAGUCAACAAAAAUGGAGCAUUAAAUGCUUCUUCGGCAGCCGAGAUUUGGCAACUCAGCCGCAGCUGCCCGAUGGAGGUUAUGAAUGGAAGCCUGGCCCUUUUCUGAAUAGUUACAAGCCUGCGCCUUUCGUCUUCUCUCUUGCGGGUAACGUCUAUGUGCUUUCCACAGGCGUUGAAGACCCUAAAUCUUCCACUUUCGAGGUGCUGAAAUCUAAUAGCAGCAGCUGGGAAGUGCUCCCUCCUCCUCCGUCUGCUUUAUGGAGUCAAAAACACUGCAUAGUCGGGUCCUCUAUCAUUGAUGGUAAGAAGAUCGUUGUGCGUGGCAUGGAUUAUAUAUUUUAUAUUUAUGAUGCCACGGACAAUCAAUGGACCACAAUGCAAUAUCCCUAUGAUCAUCUGCUUAAUAGGACCGGUGACUACUGCCUCCAUGUACAGGACAAUGGUUUCUUGGUAACCGGACCGGGCCAUCCUUUUGUGAUUAAUUGUGGGUCUCAAUCUUUUGAAACCUUUCCAGUAGAUGCUCCAAAUUCUGAAGAGUAUUCUAAGGCACAUGAUUUAGAUAAAGAUUUUCAUAUCUGUCAAUGGAAUUUAUUCCAUUUAAAGGACAAAAAGUUCUUUUUCGUUGUCUUAUGCGCUGAUUAUAUGAAUUAUAAAUCUUAUGCCCGGCUUGGCACUUUUGAUAUGGAUGAUGACUUUGGAUCUGACGUAUCUGAGGCCAAGCAUUUCAAGAUGGCUGGAUAUGGUAAUGUGUCUGAUGCCAAGCGUUUCAAGAUGGCUGGAUACAGUGUUACCAAUAUGAAAUUCAAGUCUAUUGGUUUAGCAGAUUGUAUACGUUUACUGCCUUAUAUGGUCUCCUGUAAAAUAGGGGCGUUUUCUUUAUGCUGA
Messenger RNA from Theobroma cacao (cacao), 897 nucleotides. NCBI's taxonomy places the organism in Eukaryota, Viridiplantae, Streptophyta, Magnoliopsida, Malvales, Malvaceae. The record is from RefSeq and is a predicted model, not a curated record.